UCCUCCCCGGCGGCUUCGAAACCCUAAACCCCAAAGUUUUAGCUUCCGUCAAUCUCCAAUGGAGGAGACUCCUGCUAAGACGGAAGCUCCAGCUUUCGUAUACGAUACACUUACACCACUCUGUUUCUCUGAUUCGAAUCAAUCUCCGCCAAUUUAUGACGAACCGCACCAAUACUCUGUUUUCCGCAAAGAGAUUUCAGAUUUCAAGGACGAUACAGCCCCGGUGGAAUCAGCUACGAUUGAUUUCUUCUCACUGGACGUUGAUGGCGAGACUAAUGAGAACGGCGUCGAACCUGUGACGCCGGUGGUGGUGGCGGCGUCGUCGAAGAAGAAGAGUAAAAAGAGGAAGAAAGAUGAAGAAGCUGGGCAACCCAGAUUGGAGAGUAACUGGUUUAGUGAGAAUAGUUUUUCUAAGAUCCCAAUGCUUCAGUUGCAUAAAGAAAUUGUAGAUUUCAGCGAUUUCCUGUUACCAACACAAGCGGAGAAAGCUGAGCGUGAUGCAGCUGUGGAGAGUGUCUCAAGUGUUAUUACGUAUAUCUGGCCGAGUUGCAAGGUUGAGAUUUUUGGGUCAUACAGGACAGGGCUGUAUCUUCCAACAAGUGAUAUAGAUGUGGUGAUUUUGGAAUCAGGUCUCACAAAUCCACAACUAGGUUUACGCGCACUCUCCAGGGCAUUGUCACAAAGGGGAAUUGCAAAGAAUAUCCAGGUGAUUGCUAAGGCUCGUGUACCAAUUAUCAAGUUUGUUGAGAAGAAAAGCAACAUUGCUUUUGAUCUAAGUUUUGAUAUGGACAAUGGACCAAAGGCUGCUGAGUUUAUACAGGAUGCAGUAUCAAAGUUACCUCCUCUACGGCCAUUAUGUUUAAUUCUGAAAGUAUUUCUACAGCAGAGAGAACUUAAUGAGGUGUACAGUGGUGGAAUUGGCUCAUAUGCACUUCUUGCAAUGCUUAUUGCAUUUCUCAAGUACCUCAAGGAUGGUCGAAGCGCACCUGAGCAUAACUUGGGAGUUCUAUUGGUAAAAUUCUUUGAUUUUUACGGGCGAAAGUUGAACACCUCAGAUGUUGGUGUAUCUUGCAAAAAGGGAGGUUCUUUCUUUUCUAAGAGCAACAAAGGUUUCCUGAACAUGGCCCGGCCUGGGCUCAUCUCUAUCGAGGAUCCACAGACACCAGAUAAUGACAUUGGGAAGAGCUCAUUCAACUACUUUCAGAUUCGAUCAGCCUUUUCAAUGGCAUUAUCUACUUUAACAAACACAAAAGUGAUCCCAGCUUUAGGACCAAACCGAAGCAUUCUCGGGACAAUAAUCAGACCCGACCGGAUCCUGUCAGAGCGGAAAGGAGGAAAAAACGGGGACGUCACUUUCAGCAGUUUGCUUCCUGGAGCAGGAGAGCCAUUGCCUAGUGACGGAAAAAGCAAUGGGGGGCUCUUCUGCAACUGGGAGCUUGAAGAAGAUGAAGAAGGUUCGUUCCCAAGAGGGAAUUUGACAAACGGUGACAUUACUCCGAUAGUAGAUACUCCUGGCGGUAGGAAAUCGAAAGAAUCUUCUCGAAAGAAGAAGAAGAAGAGUAAGAAGAACAAGGAGGUAGAUGAAGAGGAAGAAGAAGAAACAAGUUCAAAGAAGAAAAGACGACGGAGGAACAUAGUUGGAUACACAUGGAACUACUGAGAUUUUAUUCUAAGUUGGUUGACUUUGGAAACCAGAAAGGUUAUGUUGUUGACAGAGACUAUGAGUGUAAAUUAUGAUUUGCUAUAACAGUUCUUUAUGCUGUUUGUAACAAAUUAAAAAAAUUUACCAUCAGUUUUGAGUAGCUUCUUAAAUUAAGAAAAAUACCAUGUAAUGGAACAAUUUAGAGAUUUAGUUAUCAAUUUUAAUUUAAAAAUGUUUUUGUUUUGU
Molecule: messenger RNA, 1888 nt
Organism: Capsella rubella
Lineage: Eukaryota; Viridiplantae; Streptophyta; Magnoliopsida; Brassicales; Brassicaceae
Product: non-canonical poly(A) RNA polymerase PAPD5
Exons: 13
Coding region: 59-1660 (533 amino acids)
Biological process (GO): RNA 3'-end processing
Cellular component (GO): TRAMP complex; nucleolus
Molecular function (GO): poly(A) RNA polymerase activity; mRNA binding
Source: RefSeq, a predicted model, not a curated record